AUGCUCCCGUCAGGCCAGCAGCAGGCGUGCACAGCGCUCUCAUACCCCCUCCUCUCUCGCCCCUUCUCUCUCCCGGCUUUCAAAAUGUCUGUCGUCACUGUCCCAACCACCCCCUUCUCCGGCCAGAAGCCCGGCACCUCGGGCCUUCGCAAGAAGGUCAAGGUGUUCCAGCAGAAGAACUACACCGAGAACUUCAUCCAGGCCACGUUCACUGCCAUGCCCGGCGGCAGCGAGGGCACUACCAUUGUUGUCGGUGGUGACGGUCGCUUCUACUCGCCCGAGGUGUCGCAGACCAUCCUCCGUCUCGCUGCUGGUAACGGCGUCAAGCACGUCGUCAUUGGCCAGGACACCAUCCUCUCGACCCCUGCCGUCUCGGCCCUUGUCCGUUCGCUCAAGGCCGACGGUGCCAUCCUCCUCACGGCCUCGCACAACCCCGGUGGCCCCGAGAACGACUUUGGCAUCAAGUUCAACAUCUCCAACGGUGGCCCCGCUCCCGAGGAUGUGACCAACAAGAUCUACGCUGUCACCGAGGACAUUAAGGAGUACAAGACCGUCGAGCUCCCGGACCUCGACCUCUCCAAGACUGGCGAGUUCACCCACGGCCCUCUCAAGGUCACGAUUGUCGACUCGGUCUCCAACUACCUCCAGCUCCUCCAGGAGAUCUUCGACUUUGACAUGAUCAAGAAGUGGCUGCACGAGACGUCGCCCAAGCCCUCGGUCCUCUUUGACGCCCUCAACGGUGUCACCGGCCCCUACGGCCGUGCCAUCUUUGUCGAGGCUCUCGGCCUCCCCGAGUCGUCGAUCCAGAACUGCACCCCCCUGCCCGACUUUGGCGGCCUCCACCCGGACCCCAACCUCACCUACGCCCACACCCUCGUCGAGCGCGUCGAGAAGGAGAACAUUGAGUUUGGCGCCGCCUCGGACGGUGACGGUGACCGUAACAUGAUCUACGGCAAGGGCGCCUUUGUCACCCCCUCGGACUCGGUGGCCAUCAUUGCCGACUGGGCCGAGGAGGCCAUUCCUUACUUCAAGGGCGGCGUCAAGGGCCUUGCCCGCUCGAUGCCUACCUCGGGCGCCAUCGACAUUGUCGCCAAGGCCCGCGGCCUCGAGUGCUUCGAGGUCCCCACUGGCUGGAAGUUCUUCGGUAACCUGAUGGACGCCGGCCGCCUCUCCAUCUGUGGUGAGGAGUCGUUCGGUACCGGCUCGGACCACAUCCGUGAGAAGGACGGUGUGUGGGCUGUUGUUGCCUGGAUGUCGAUCCUCGCCAAGGCCAACCAGACCAAGCCCGGCACCGACAUCAACGCCAUCCUCCUCGCCCACUACAAGAAGUACGGCCGCUCGUUCUUCUCGCGUUACGACUACGAGGAGGUCGCCUCGGAGGGUGCCGAGGCCAUGAUGGCGCACCUGCGCGAGACCUUUGCGUCGUCGUCGUUUGCCGGCUCGGCGCACAAGGCCACGUCGUCGGACGCGUCGUUCACCGUCGCUGCCGCCGACGACUUUGCGUACACCGACCCCAUUGACGGCUCGGUCUCGACCAAGCAGGGUCUGCGCAUCAUGUUCACCGACGGCUCGCGCAUCAUCUUCCGUCUCUCGGGCACGGGCUCGUCGGGCGCCACCGUCCGUCUCUACGUCGAAAAGUACUCGCGCAACGAGGCCGAGUACGCCGACGACGCCCAGGUCGGCCUCAAGCCCCUCAUCGAGGUCGCGCUCCAGCUCUCCAAGCUCCAGGAGUACACCAAGCGCGACAAGCCCAACGUCAUCACCUAA
This is a messenger RNA of Apiotrichum porosum, 1767 nucleotides long. RefSeq names its product Phosphoglucomutase-2 (gene PGM2). Gene Ontology annotation, cellular component: cytosol. Gene Ontology annotation, biological process: carbohydrate metabolic process. Gene Ontology annotation, molecular function: magnesium ion binding; phosphoglucomutase activity. Lineage: Eukaryota; Fungi; Basidiomycota; Tremellomycetes; Trichosporonales; Trichosporonaceae. The coding region runs from base 1 to 1767 and encodes 588 amino acids. The transcript is spliced from 7 exons. The record is from RefSeq and is a predicted model, not a curated record.